Molecule: messenger RNA, 772 nt
Organism: Coffea arabica (coffee)
Lineage: Eukaryota; Viridiplantae; Streptophyta; Magnoliopsida; Gentianales; Rubiaceae
Source: RefSeq, a predicted model, not a curated record
AUGUUGGCAACUGGAAGCAGAAUCGACAUCAUCGGAAUCGAGGAGCAACAACAACGGGAGGAAAACAAUCCCAUCUCAAUUUCGAUUUUUUUGUCAGUUUUAGCUAAGCCUAAGGAUUAUUAUAGGAUAUUGGAAGUUGAUUAUGAUGCCACGGAAGAAGCUAUUCGAUCCAAUUAUAUCCGUUUAGCUUUGAAAUGGCAUCCGGAUAAGCAAAAAGACCAGGAUUGUGCUACUUCUAUAUUUCAGGAGAUAAAUGAGGCUUAUCAAGUCAGAUCUGAUCCUGUCAAACGUCAAGAAUAUGAUCAGAAGGGAAUGCUACGUGCCUAUGACUACAACAUAGAGUAUCUUAAUCGUUACAAGGGUCUGAUUUUGACAUGCAAUGGGCUUGGCAUGAAGUGUUCAAUGUGGUGAAACUGAAUUCAGUAAUAUGCAUAGAGAUGCAUCAGGCGAUCCUUUUUAAUCCAGCAGGAUGCCAGUGGGGCUGCUGAAGGCCUGCUGUUGGAUAUUGCUGCUUAAACCAACUAGGAUGAUUGAAUAUCUUUGUGCUCUUAUGUACAGAUUCCUUCAGAAUCUUUCAUGCCUUCGGUGGUUCUGGUGCAAAAUUUCAGUAGCCCUGUAACUGCCAAGAUAUGCGGUGUAUUAAAUAUCAAUAUUCUUGGCUGGCUGAUUGAAAAUGAAAAAUGGGGCAUAUUUGGUCUCUCAUUUUGCCAGUCUGAUGAUUGCCUUGUCUGAAAAUAUUGUUCAGAAAAAUCUUAUGAAUUAUCUUUGCCAA